Molecule: messenger RNA, 896 nt
Organism: Lentinula edodes (shiitake mushroom)
Lineage: Eukaryota; Fungi; Basidiomycota; Agaricomycetes; Agaricales; Omphalotaceae
Exons: 3
Coding region: 43-651 (202 amino acids)
Source: RefSeq, a predicted model, not a curated record
GAUGUCGCUUCCUUCUGUUUCUAUUCCUAUACAUAUAUCCUCAUGUUUGACGACGAGCUAUCUUCCGUUUCCUCAACAAGCUCAGCGUCUUCUCCUUCGAAGAGAAGGUUUCGUCUACCCCCUCUCACUCGUCGUGAUCCUGUUGGGUACUGCAUAGAUCCUGAUGAACUGAUUGGCAAAAAAUUAAUUCGAAUCUCGCGCUCCUCCGUCCAUCCCAGCCUCACUCUUGAUUUCGACGAUCAUACAUCUGCUCAAGUAUUAGUUGAUGGGUACUCUCCUCGUUGGAAAGGCAUUCCAAAAGCACUCGAAAUGGAUGAAGCCUUCCAGCGCCUCACGAGCACUGGAUUCGUUGGCUUGGAUACUCUCGAGAUUGUUGACUGUGCCAUGAUAAAGCUAUGCGAUAAAGCGUUUCAGCGGAAGCAAAAUGAUGAUCAUAAUUCAACUAUGUGGGACCAGGAACAUGCAGCUAUAGCAUUCAAAUUUUCGGGAGAGAAUCCACAUUGGCAUUGCGUUUGGGCGGUGUUGGCAGAGUACAAUGAAGACAGAACCUGUACAUUCAGAAGCUUUGAGGAUGUCUUUCUAAACUAUCUUCAACGCUCGCCUCGGAAACAAUCUCGGAAGAAUUUGAACAUGGACAAACUGAGAGAUUGAAGAAAUUUAACCUGAUUUGCUGUUGUAUCGUUAUAUACGAACCAGAUAGACUGGAUUCGGACCACUACCCUUGCUAUCGACUGUGCUAUCUCCCUGCUCGUUAUUGAUUUUUGUUUCCUUAUCAACUGCAUAUGUAUACUCUAUCAUCAGGACACAUCUCACCUCGCCUUUAUCUACCUAUGUAUAUGUAUACUAGUAUCUCGUUUACGACUUUCAUCUGACUUCAAUCGGAUCACUAUGCAUAU